Molecule: messenger RNA, 2786 nt
Organism: Melopsittacus undulatus (budgerigar)
Lineage: Eukaryota; Metazoa; Chordata; Aves; Psittaciformes; Psittaculidae
Gene: SYTL3
Product: synaptotagmin like 3
Biological process (GO): intracellular protein transport; exocytosis
Cellular component (GO): exocytic vesicle; plasma membrane
Molecular function (GO): neurexin family protein binding; small GTPase binding
Source: RefSeq, a predicted model, not a curated record
AUGGCCUGUGAAUUCAAUCUAAACUUCCUUAAGCAACAGGAACGAGAAGCUGUUCUAGAAGUCCUGUACCGUGACCAGAUGGUGAGAGAAACAGAAGAGAAAAGAAUAAGGAAACUGAAACUGCAGUUGCAGCAGCUUCGGUGGAAAGGGGCAAAAAAUGCAAGCCAUGAAUACCAGGAGAGAUCUUGUGCUCGAUGUCAGAAAUUGCUUGGGUUACUGAUGAACAGAGGUGCAGUAUGCAAUGGGUGCAGUCAUCGAGUGUGCUCUGAAUGCCGUGUCUGCCUGAAUCCGUGCCUUUGGAAAUGCACUGUUUGUUAUGCUCAUGGAGAUGUGAAAGUAAAGGCUGGCGAAUGGUUUUUUGAGGAACGAGCAAAGAAAUAUCCAGGUGAAGGCAGACAUGAAACAGUUGGUGCGAAGCUCUUGAAAUCUUAUCAGAAACUGAGUAAAAUUUCUGUCAUACCUCCAACUCCACCUCCUUUCACAGAAUCUACAGCAGGAAGAUCCAUCUCCCAUUUGCAGGAACUCGGUCAGUCUAAAAGCUUUAACAAAUCUAUGGAAAACUUGUUUCUGUCUCUCACAACACAUAUAAAAAAAAUCUCUAAGUCCCAGAAUGAUAUGGCUGACAGAUGUCUCCUAAGCACAGAUCAUGGGCAGAAUUUGGAAAGAAGGAAGCAAAGAAGGAGCCAGUCUGACACUGCUAUCAACAUUACAAGCAGGAUUAGAAGUAUACCCAGUCUUCAGCAGCUCAUUACUGGGGCCCAAAAUGACAGUGACAUUCUGACCAAAAGGAAUUGCAAGGAGGAAGAAGGCAUAACAACCAGUCCUACAAGUGAUGCAGUUUUCUGUGAUGGCAAAAAACAUGGGAGUUUGUAUAGUCUUAACAGCACUUGCACUGAGUCUGGAAAUUUUGGCAAAGCUAAUGUCAUGGGAGAAAUAGAGUUUGCCAUGAGAUACAUCUUCAAAGCUUGCAUCUUAGAAAUUUGUAUCAAGAGAUGCAAGAACCUGGCUUAUGGAGAAGAGAAGAAGUGUAACCCGUAUGUUAAGGUUUAUUUACUUCCUGAUAAAUCUCCUCGGAGUAAGCGGAAGACAACUGUCAAAAAGAGAACAGUGGAUCCAGAAUUUGACGAGACUUUGAAGUACAAGAUUGAAUACUCCCAGCUGGGAAGUCGGCAGCUUCAGAUCUCUGUGUGGCAUGCAGGAGCACUCAAAUACAGGGUGUUUUUGGGGGAAGUGGUGAUUCCACUGGCAGCAUGGGAUUUUCAAGAGGACUCAAUGCAGUUGUUCAGCUGGUACCAGCUCAAGCCGAAGCUUGAAAAGCCUGAAUAUGAUCUUAUCGAGUACAGUGGUGAACUGCUCGUGUCUGCAAGACUGUCAGCACCAGCUCAGUAUAAAAAUUUCCGGUUUGAAGGAAGAAAAGACCAAGGCGUUCCCAGCUGCCAGCUUCAGGUUGUGAUAACUGGGGCCAAGAACUUGCCUGUGCUGAGAGCUGCUGGAAUGCCGAACCCAUUUGUUAUAGGUUGUCUUAUCCUUCCAGACCAACCAGAGGUAAAGCAGAAGUCUCCUGUCUGGAAGAAAGAAGCCUGUCCCCAGUGGAAUCAUUUGUUUGUCUUUGAUGGUGUGACCCCAGCUCAGCUGCAGCAGUCAUGUCUACACUUGACUGUCUGGGACCAGUCAACUUCCAGCUCAAGUGAUCAAUUCCUAGGAGGAACUACACUUGGUGCAAUGGAAUGGUUUGGUUCUACAGCCCUUUCUCAGUCAGUGCUCCAAUGGCAGGAAGUACUCUGCAGACCAAACACAUGGAUGGACUUUACACUUGUACUGCAUUCAAACAAGGAAAACUUUAAAUCAUAAGGGAACUUCACAACAGCUUUCCUCAUGUGUGAAGCUUUCAAUUCAAAUAGCAUAUGCCUCUCAGGUCUGAGGAAAGAUACACUGCAAGCAUACCUAGUCCAGCAUUUGUGGAACAUAGAGUUAUACAUUUGAAAGUGUGUGAGGUUUUAUUACUCCACAGGUUAAAGCUUUGUUAUCUGUGUGUCUUAUCUGGCGUAUAAGGUUUCUUUGGGAAUGACACACUCCGAAAUGCAUUGUGGUGACAAGGCAACAGUAGCCAGAUGAGAUGCAGCAUUCUAGUUCUGGGCAUAUAACUGUCAUUCUUUAAUCACAGAUAGGAAUAUGUCUUAGAGGAAAAUAACUGUUACCUUAAAGUUACCUGCCUUCACUCUCAUCUUGAUGUUUUGUAUGUUGAAGGAAUUGUCCUGCACCCCUCAGCAGGAGUGAGGGACAACAGUUAAUAGAAAAGUGUGGUUGAACUAAGUGCCUUGUACUUAUCAGCUGUAAGACAGUAUUAACAAGUCUGAUCCAUAUGGCACACAGAACAGGAGUUUAGCUAGGGUUGUAAUUUAUUCAUGUAAGCUUAAGGCCCAGCUGCUGUGUCCAUUCACUUUGCCUGUGAACUGCAGUGUUACAGUGAGCAGGAACUUUAUACAACUGUAACAAGUGCUGUGUUACAUACCUCAGUCCAUUACAGGUAGUACUCUCCUUUAUUCCUUCUCAGGUAACGUGGCUUUUAAGGAGUAAAGAAUUAAAGACACAGAGAGUUAUAUGCUAAGCUCAGGAACUAGAUGAAAAUGCAUGCCUGACACAAAAUAUGCCCCACACAAGAACCAUUUGACUCCAAGUGCUUUGUUACUUUGCAGAUCUUUUAUUUAGAUGUUUGCUGCUGCAAAUAAAAAACCACACACAAUUCAACUCAAGUAUAAAGCAGCAGAGAUGGUGUAAAUGGAAGA